Molecule: messenger RNA, 786 nt
Organism: Desarmillaria tabescens
Lineage: Eukaryota; Fungi; Basidiomycota; Agaricomycetes; Agaricales; Physalacriaceae
Exons: 5
Coding region: 1-786 (261 amino acids)
Source: RefSeq, a predicted model, not a curated record
AUGAAAAUGUUGGCUAAAGCUGGGAGACACGCGACGUACCACGGUGACACCCUCCAGAAGAAACCCUCCAGUCACUCCACCUUCAAAGGAAAGACUAUGGUUUCUCAAGCGAGGGUUUAUUACGAUGUCAAGGGAGUGAGGACACUGCGAAUGAGAACGGAUGUGCUGGACCGACGUUCAGGUAUUCCCUUGUCACGGCAUAAUUUCAAAGUGUUGAGCGUAAGUCGAGAGUACUGGUUCAAAGAAGGCGCAUCCGGAGAUGGUGAUAGUGAGGAGGGAAGCUGCAGCGAAAAGGCAUCAGGCGCCUCUUCUACGAAGACCACGCACGCGUCUUGUCGAUAUCCAUUUGAAAACAAGGUCUUGCCGCCUAAGACUCGAAUAGUGGUCAGGAAGCUGAGAGCAGGCGCGGUCUCAGGCUUGCCGUUUCUGGAAUACUUUCAAUCGUUAACAUCUUCAUCUUCCCGAGAUCCUGAUAUUACCUUCCCGUCCGAACUCGUACGGGAUGCAUGUGAUGGUAUCGCCGCACCCUUGCCGGACCCGGAUAUAUAUCCUAGUGAAGACAUAACCGUAGCACGAUAUCUCGACCUACCUGCGACAGGUUGGGCCACGAUGGUAUUACCCUCCUGUAUGACAUGGCUGGAUGGUAACGAACCUGUCUUGAUUUUGAGCAGUCAGUGGAUGGCGUCGCGGCUCCCCGAUAUCUGCAUCGUUGAUGUUAUUCUCAAAGGAGAACCCCUCGUCGUUGAUCACCGGCGUGCUUUCUCUCAUUAUUCACCAAAGGGAUAA